This is a messenger RNA of Phytophthora sojae, 681 nucleotides long. RefSeq lists its product as hypothetical. The record is from RefSeq and is a predicted model, not a curated record. NCBI's taxonomy places the organism in Eukaryota, Oomycota, Peronosporomycetes, Peronosporales, Peronosporaceae. Bases 1 to 681 code for a protein of 226 amino acids. The transcript has a single exon.
AUGGACGACAAGCCGCUCCGCUUCCCGCCGCCCACACUGCCCCAGCGCUCAGACCAGCAAAACGACGACGACAAUGACGACGACGAUGAACAGGCCUCCUCUUCGACAACGGACGCAGCGGCCGACGACGACCGGCCUAAAAAACGCACGCGCAGAGUGGUGGACUCGAGCACCACGUGCGCGCCCGAGCAGUUGCACUGCCGCUAUGCCAACAAGAAGUGCCUCAACCCGCGCGCCGUCAAGCGCACGGGCGGGCUGCACACCUUCUGCGCCAUGCACCGAGCCAACGCCAACCGCAACCAACGCCGCCUCGACAUGCGCAAACGCAUGGCCCGGCAGGCCCUGAAGGCGCAGGCAGCGGCGGCGGCCGGAGGACAGGUGGCUGAUGCAGCAGCAGCAACCACGUUGAAGACGGAAACGGUCGUGACGAACACGUCCACAACGGACGGACACGCGCAGUACGAGCCGCUGCAGACGCCCACUCCUUUGCAGGCCGAAGACAUCUCGACACUGGUUACGUUGUUCUUGCCCCCACUGACCCCGCGACGCCGCGCGGACGGCACGUUCGGCUUCCAGCUCGACGCGCCGAUGACCCCCACGACGCCCCACGACUGGUCGUCCUCAGAAAGCACCGGCGGCAACACGCCACCUCCUCCAGUGUCGGGCGGGAUGAGGUUCUGA